AUGUCAAUAGGAGACAGUAAAGGCAAAGGGAAGGCCAGCGAGGUGGUAGCUACGGACUUUGCCCACCCAGAAGCACUAUCAACCGGAAAGAUAUCACGUCCGCAGACUCAGGAGGAAUGGCAUGAUUUCAUCACCAAAUAUUCAUUAGGAGAAUACAAUAAUUGCAAUUUCACCGACGAUGGGCCUUCGACAUCAUCCUCACCCCCCAAACCUUCACGUCUCCCUUCAGACGAAAGUCGAGUCACUGCUGGUACUACAGGUACUGCCAAUUCCACUACCAUCACACCUUCUUCUUCCACUUCCGUAUCACGACAACCCUCCCCACUACCAUCCGAUUCCCCACAGCCUCCAAGUCGCCAGAACAGUGCAGCCCCUAUCCGCGAUUCAAGUGAAGAUGAGCCGCACGAUUUUCAUCCCGAUACUUCGUACGCUGGCCCUUCCAACCAAGAUCCAGAUAUACCCAAUAUAGACCAAGAGGAGUCGUCUUCUUCUUCAGCUUCACCGUCGACGAGUAAACGGAAGCCGAAGCAGAAAGAGGGAGGGGAGAAGGGGAAGUCUUACAAAGAUCAAGAAUCGAUGACUACAGAGAAUAUGAGGCAGUUGGGUCUGGAACAGCAGGAAGAUAGAGUGAGGGAGAGGGACACUGCUGGAUUGACCAGAGAUAGAGAUGAUGAAAGUGGGAAAGGCUCGGUGAAGGGAAAAGGAAAAAAGGGGAGAAGGAGGCAUAGGGACCAUGCUGAAUUAGCUUCAGUCGCAAGAUCAGCGGUAUCGGUAGAUUCGUCGGAAGAUGAGGAUCCCUCAAAGAUAAGAACGAGGAGGAGAGUACCUCGCAGACCGCGUUCAAGAGGAAGUUGGUCUCUUAGAUCAAGAUCACCCAACAAUAAUAGUAUGGUCAGACGCGGAACGGGACCUUCACUGGAUAAUGCACUUCUCGAGUCGGGAACGAACGAUUCGACGUCCGUCUCAGCGGUCGAAGCUGAUUACGAUCAUGGUAAAGAACGUGAAAGAGUGAAAGAAUUCUUCGAGACCAACGGAUAUAUGCCUGCUCCCAAGCAAACACCUGAAGCUGCCAGAAGAAGAUUACGUGUGAUACGUAGAUUAGGCUUAGAAGAUAUCGAUCCGUUCCACCGCGAAACACUAGAUAGGUUCACGAGACUGGCUUCGACGGUAUUCAAGACUAGUUCGGCUUUGAUCAGUAUAAUAACGAAAGAUCGACAGAUGUUCUUAUCGGAGAUCGGGAUGGGGAAAAAAUGGACCGAUUUAGAUGUUUCAUUCUGUUGUCAUUCGAUUAUGUCACCAGGUUCUGGGGAACAAUGUAUGGUCGUACCUGAUGCAGCUAAAGAUUGGAGAUUCAAGAAGAACCCUUUGGUGAAAGAAGGUCUUGGUCCCGUACAAUUCUAUGCGGGUGCACCGUUGAAGGUCGGUUCAGGAAACAGAUCAACCAUCAUUGGAAGUCUUUGUGUACUAGAUAGCAAACCCAGAGAUUUUACCGACGAUGAUAGGAAAUUAUUGGCGGAUCUAGCGGAUUGUGUGGUCAGUGAAUUAGAAUUGAUAUAUAGUCAACAAGCUUCGAUCGAAUCUGCGAAAUUACAUCAGAUAUCGGUAGACUUCUUACGUCGGUCUCUGAAACAUCGUCCAAACGAACAAGUUGGACAGAGUAGGACGACAGGUAGGACCGAGACUGGAACAGGAACGGGUACGGGAUCAGGAGGACCGGGGACGGACAAGGGUACAGCAACUUCGUCAAACUCUUCUACCACUGGGAAACGUAUAUCCGGUGCUGAUCAGAAUCAAGAUCAGAACAAUGUGGAUAUAUAUGAUGAAGCGUGUCGAGAGAUUAGGAUCGCGUUAGAUGCCUAUGCUGUAGCUGUGGUUGAUCUAUCGCAAUUCCAUUUGUUUUACCCAACCUAUCAAAAUUCGUCGACAGGUGGCGGAUCAUCAACUAGAGGUGGAUCGUCAACUCUACAUACGAAGAGUCAACAUACAAGUACUACUGGCCAAUCAAGCUUUGCUGCUGGGACGGGAUCAACUGCAUCAAGUACAGCUCGUGGAUUAGGCAGUGUUGGUGAAGACGAUCAAGAUGCAUACUCGAAACCUGUCAACAUCAAACGAGCUAGACAGACAUAUGCCGUUACCGAUCCUCUAGCCCCUAGUAGGACACCUCAGGUUCUGUUCAUUCCUUCUAGGAGAAGAUCAGAUCCCACUAACAAGUAUUCAUAUACCGGUGAUUCGGACUCUGGUUCAUCCGAUAAUCUGGCCGUUCUGGGAUACAGUUGUUCCGAAGAUAACUUCGCGUUCAAUUUCACUUCUUCCCCCGCUGCUCGAAAGAUCAUCUCGGACUUUAUCGCCUCCAACGUCAAAACUCGUAAAGUGUGGUACGCAAGAGAUGAUUCUGAGGGAAUCGCUCAAUCCAUUACUCACUUGAUGCCUCCGGGAACGGAAACUUCCAUGGCAAUGCCGAUUUUCGGAUUUGAUGGUCAAGUGGCUUUUGCCGUUGUAGCCUGUUGGACCGAUCCGCUUUACACUUACCCUGCAGGAGCGAUGCAGUUCGUCGAGACCAUUGCGGGAAGUCUGCUAGCUUCAGUCAUGAAAGAACGAUUACAUCGAGCGGAACGUGCUCAAUUAAACUUCGCCGCUGCUGCUUCUCACGAACUUCGGACUCCCCUACAUCAGAUCAACGCUGCUGCGAGUCUCCUUCGUAUGGCUCUACAUGGUGUAUUAGAUGUGGAUCAGGAGGGCGAAUUGAACACGCAUGAUAUACAACAAGGUGAACUAACCCUCAAAGUAUCUCAGGAAGAUAGAAUAGAAGCUUUAACUCAACUGGAAAUCAUUGAGGCAAAUGGUUUAUCCUUGGGAGGUAUUCUUGAGAACAUUAUCGAUACUUUAGAUAUAGGUAAAAUGGCAUCGAAGGUUGAGCAAGUACAAACAAAUCCUGAUGGAACUGUCAUACCACCUGACCUGCUUCGACCAAGGGAUAAAGCGGACAUCACUGACUUUACCGAAAUAUUAGAAAAUGUCGUAGAUGAAGCUAUGAGGUUGGAAGCGAAGACUAGAAAAAUCGCAACUGGGUCCGGUCUUGAGAACGUAGAGGUCAUAUUGGAAGUGUUACCUAGGAAUAGAGGUGGCUGGAAGAUGUCAACUGAUUCUGGGCCGUUAUCGAGAGCUCUCAGUAAGAUCGUACAUAAUGCUGUCAAAUUUACCGACAAGGGUCAUGUCCAUAUAACUGUGCAAGAUGUUUCAAGAGAUGUGGCUUUACCUGGAGGUUAUGAUAAUUCCAUCAAGCUAUCUACCAUAUCGAUCGAUAUCAAAGAUACGGGUCGAGGGAUGUCAUCUGACUUCUUGGAUCGGGAGAUACUCCGGCCAUUUGCGAAAGAAGAUGCUUUCACACCUGGAUCAGGCUUAGGAUUAGGUCUUGCACAACGUAUGGUCGAACUUCUCGGUGGUAAAUUAGCUAUCGCCUCCACGCUCGGAAAAGGAACCUUGGUGCAUAUCGAGAUCCCACUUCACCUUCUCAACGAGGAUAACGAUUCCGAUCAAGAUGUCAUGGCUAGUGGGAACGAAACUUCCUCCGAGACUGGUGGAGGGAACAACAACGACCCUAUUCGACAAGAUGGAAUCUUCCUUAUCGGAUGGACGGAAUCUAAAAGUCCGUCACUGAGAAGAGUUGGUAAAUCCCUGGCUAGACAAUUGAAGUUGAACUUCUGUCGAGUGGUCAGCGAAAUCAAUUACGCCAGCUUGAUUGUGAUACCUGAAUGUGGUGUAUCGGAAGUCAAGUUAGCAGAACUGUGUAAAGCCGCUAGACCAACUGUACAAGUUAUCAUCAUAGGUAAAGAUCACUCGAUGGGCGCUUUGGCUCCUGCCCUCGGUCCAGCGACUUCCCAAGAACACGCUCAUGCUGUCAACACGAGUCAGCACUUGGAGACCGAAGCGAAGAAACAUGGGUAUAGUCAUGGUCAUCAUCACCACCAUCACCCUCAUCAUAGUAACCAUACUGGAUCCACCUCGCUCGAACUCGACGCUAAAACCGAAGCGGCGAUCGAAUAUCUGAAGACGGUACCUACCAUCCAUCUGAAUCGACCAUUGCGACCUUCGUUGAUCAAGAGGAUCAUGCGACCUGCAGAUCUACCACCACCAAUGAGGGAGAUAUACAAAUCCGAUGUGGUUGGAGGGGAAAAGGCUAAAGAAGAAGUGGAAGCUGAAAAUGCGAAUAUUGCCAGUGGUAAUGCUAGUGGUAACACCACAGGUGAGCCUGAUGUGGUGGAGAAGGACUACGCGGAAACUCCCAGAAUGGACAGAGAAGAUCAAGAUUUGUUACACUCACAGCCUCAUACGGUCGGACAAGAUGCGGCAACUUCUCCUCGUAGAGGAUCGUCAACUCGGAUCGACGUGAACUCAGGUAGUAUAUCACCUAAAUCAAGUUCCGCUACAUUAAGACAUGAUCCACAUUCUCACCAUUCUCAUCAUAAUUCUCACCAUCACCAUCAUCAGCAGCGGCAGUACCCACGAGAUGGAGGUGAUACUUCUGAGUCUUCUGCGGAUGUGAUGACAGGCAACGACCAUAGUGGAGGAACAACCACUGAAAGUAGUCUGAUAAGUGAACGUGGAUAUCAAGCUUCGAUCAACAGCGAUAGCUCGAUGGUUUCCGAGACUAGCGAUUCCGGAGGAUUACCUCUACCUCCUAGAUUCAGAGAGAUGAGGAGCGGAUCGGAUCAUACAGUCAAAGGGAUGAAUGUUCAAGAUUCGGAUGAGUCGUCUUUAAAGGUCCUGGUCGUUGAAGAUAAUGCUGUCAAUAGAAAGAUUCUGACUACUAUGUUAAAGCGUACUUCAUGCCAAUUCGCCGAAGCCGCCGAUGGGGUCGAAGCUGUCGAUCGGUUCAACUCUUUCCAUCCUGAUUUGGUCUUACUUGACAUAACCAUGCCACGUAAAGAUGGAUUCGCCGCUGCAGCCGAGAUGAGACAUCUGGAAGCUACUUUACCUGCUGAUUCGCCAGUCCCACUAGAAGAAGUCAUGAAAGCUUUGGCUGUCACACCGUCUCUCGCUUCUGAUGAUACUCAAGCUCAACCUUCUACUGCUACCACGUCGACAUCACAGAAAUCGACCCCUACACCCACGGCCAGUGCGGCUAGUGCAAGUGCAGGUCCUGCUGAAGGUGGGGUGAUCACACCAUUACUCAGUCCUCCGUCUUCUGCGGGACCUCUAUCGCCUACAGGCUCUCAAUCAGGGUACAACGCGCAUAACCCACCCCGACGAGCCAAGAUCAUCGCUGUCACUGCCAUGUCGGCUGAGCAUCAGCGACGUAAAGGUCUGAUCGAAAGUGGGAUAGACAUGUGGAUGGUGAAACCCAUCGCGAUGAGGGAAUUGAGAGGUAUAGUCGAAAAGAUGAAAGAGGAAAAAAUGGGUUGGUCAAAUGGUAGUAACACGAAUAGUAUCAGUGGAGGAUCGGAAUUGGCAAGGAGCGAUGCUGGUUCAACGAGAACUUAA
This is a messenger RNA of Kwoniella botswanensis, 5481 nucleotides long. RefSeq lists its product as uncharacterized. Gene Ontology annotation, cellular component: plasma membrane. The transcript is spliced from 7 exons. Bases 1 to 5481 code for a protein of 1826 amino acids. The record is from RefSeq and is a predicted model, not a curated record. Gene Ontology annotation, molecular function: protein binding; phosphorelay sensor kinase activity; histidine phosphotransfer kinase activity. Lineage: Eukaryota; Fungi; Basidiomycota; Tremellomycetes; Tremellales; Cryptococcaceae. Gene Ontology annotation, biological process: phosphorelay signal transduction system; protein autophosphorylation.